This is a messenger RNA of Anguilla rostrata (American eel), 2625 nucleotides long. It is a transcript of the gene agpat9l, whose product is annotated as 1-acylglycerol-3-phosphate O-acyltransferase 9, like. The coding region runs from base 197 to 1528 and encodes 443 amino acids. Gene Ontology annotation, cellular component: endoplasmic reticulum. The record is from RefSeq and is a predicted model, not a curated record. Gene Ontology annotation, molecular function: glycerol-3-phosphate O-acyltransferase activity. Gene Ontology annotation, biological process: triglyceride biosynthetic process. NCBI's taxonomy places the organism in Eukaryota, Metazoa, Chordata, Actinopteri, Anguilliformes, Anguillidae. The transcript is spliced from 14 exons.
UGAACUUUGAGCUACUAUCAGUAGAAAGAUAGUUAGGUACUGAAGGCAGGUCAGUUCCUGAAAUGCGAUUGAGCGUAGAUCAAGACAGCCACGAACAUUUCAAAGUUGAACAAUGAGGAAUAUUUUUUGAGGAACCCCUUUCAGAUAAAACGGACAAAUGCUGAAAGCUGAGCGGGACUAACGAAGGAUUCGAGCGAUGGAGGACGGCUGGGAUGCGGCCUUCGCGGUUCUCAGGAUGUGGUUCUCCGCCGUGGUGGCGCUGAUAAUGUUUCCUGCCAUGUUCGGGGUCUCCCUGGGGAUCACCGAGGUCUACAUGAAGGUCCUGGUGAAGACUCUGGAGUGGGCCACCCUGCGGAUCCAGAGGGGGAGAGGCGAACAGCAGCGCCUCAAAGCCUCCCCGUCGAACGGGAUCAUCCAGCGGGGGGACGGGUCCAUGGAGCAGGAGAUCGGGGACCUCCGGCGGUGCCGUCCCAAACCCCCGGUGGGCGGGGACUUCACCCUGAGCGACGUCUUCUACUUCAACAGGAAGGGCAUCGAGAGCAUCGUGGAGGACCAGGUGACCCAGCGCUUCAGCUCCGAGGAGCUGGUCUCCUGGAACCUGCUCACGCGCACCAACAACGACUUCCAGUACAUCAGCCUCCGCCUCACCAUCCUCUGGGGCCUGGGCGUGGCCAUCCGCUACUGCCUGCUGGCUCCACUCAGGAUCACCCUGGCGGCCAUUGGUCUGAGCUGGCUGGCGAUCGGAACGUCUGUGGUCGGGCUGUUGCCCAGCAGCAGGGCGAAGAACUGGCUGAGUGAGCUGGUCCACCUCAUGUGCUACAGGAUCUGUGCCAGGGGCCUGUCUGCCACAAUCCACUACCACAACAAAGGAAACAGACCCAAAAAGGGAGGGAUUUGUGUGGCCAAUCACACGUCGCCGAUUGAUGUCGUAAUUCUGGCCAAUGAUGGCUGCUAUGCUAUGGUGGGUCAGGUGCAUGGUGGCUUGAUGGGGGUCAUUCAGAGGUCAAUGGUGAGAUCUUGUCCUCAUAUUUGGUUUGAGAGAUCAGAGAUGAAAGAUCGCCAUCUUGUGACCCAGAGGUUGAAAGAUCAUGUGGCUGACAAGACCAAGCUUCCCAUAUUAAUUUUCCCUGAAGGGACCUGCAUCAACAACACAUCGGUCAUGAUGUUUAAAAAGGGCAGUUUUGAGAUUGGAGGAACGAUAUAUCCUGUGGCCAUCAAGUACGACCCCCAGUUUGGCGAUGCCUUCUGGAACAGUGCCAAGUACAGCAUGGUGAGCUACCUGCUGAGGAUGAUGACCAGCUGGGCCAUCGUCUGCAACGUGUGGUACCUGCCCCCCAUGGAGCAGGAGGAAGGAGAGGAUGCUGUCCAGUUUGCCAACCGGGUGAAAUCUGCUAUCGCACACCAGGGAGGGCUGGUGGACUUGUCAUGGGACGGGGGCCUGAAGAGAGGGAAGGUGAAGGAGACGUUGAAGGAGGAGCAGCAGAAAAUGUACAGCAACAUGGUUGUCGGGGACGACAGCAGUGACUGAUCGCGGCGCGUGGCUAACGAGCUCCGGAUUCCCCGUGUCAGAGAGCGCGGUGGGGGGGGGGGGGGAGGUCUCUGAUCUGAACUGUGCUUCAUGACCCGGACGCCUCAGCACAGCGGCCAUUUUGUUUUUCUUUCUGUUGGACAUAUGGACAUGGGAACGCUUUGUUUGACAACCAAGGGACAGGUUUGUUUUGUUUUGUUGUUAUCAUUGACUAACAUUUAGGAGGUAUUUUCAGGUUUCAAGGUAUUUUCACCCAUAAUGAGUCACCCACUUAGAAAUGCAUAUUAACAAAAAAAAAAGCCAAACUUGCUUAAGUGUGGAAUUUGAAUGUACUUCCAGCCACAUUAAUGAGGCUUUUGUGUAAUGACUCAUCCAUACUUACAGUGGUUUACUUUAAAGAGUGAAAAGAUGCCUGCAGAAAAAUGCCUGCUGUUGUCAUACUGUAUAUGUCACAUAUUAUGUCGCUGAAAAUGGAGUGCUUUUAUUUUUGAAGUAUUUCACCAAUAUUUGGGCAUGACGAUGAUAAAAAAAGACAGAAGAAUCCCCUUUACAGUAUGCUCUUCCUGUACACAUUCAUUUGCCACUGAGGUAUUGCAGUGUGUGUUUUUGUGUUCACGUAAUCUCAUCAGUAUGGCAACCUGUUUCUUAUCUCCACUUUUUCUGUAUGUGGUGAUGGGAAUGUUAACAGGAUAUUGAUAUUGCAAUUUUUUGUUUUGUUUUGUUGUGUAUAAAUUUAAAACGGUGGUUCCCCAGCCGAAUCCAGGUUUCGAGCACACCUGAUGCAACUCCUCAAGAUUAGUUGCAUCAGGUGUUCUUGAGGUGGAACACAUCAAAUGCCUGGAUUUGACUGAGGGUACCUGUGGAGAGGUCUGGGAAUCACUGAUUUAAAAUAAAUCCCUUGAAUUAAUUCACCCGUCUGGCGUUUGUCAACCACCCUGAGCUUUUAAUGCCUUGCAUUCAGAAGAUCUGUGAAUUGUGCCAAAUUGGUCACCUGUUCUGCUAAAAGCCAGAUGACUAAAUUCUGUCAAUUAUAUCUGGUCUUGUCUGGUACAAAGUUAUACAAUAAUUCACAAUAAAAAUAAAGUAUCCAAAGUACA